AUGACACGCGUCCUGUCUACAUUUCCCACCAGAACCUCCCUCCUCAGAAUCGCGAAUGCUCGUCAAAGAUGCUAUGCUACUGCAGCCGAGUCGAGUCUACGGACCGCUCUUUUCUUUCCCGGCCAUGGCGUCCAACGCGUGGGCAUGACCAGGGCAUGGCUCGAAGCAUACCCGUCCACCGUCCGCCCAUUUCUCGAAGAGACCGAUGAAAUACUGAGUUACCCGUUGUCAAAGGUCAUUGCCGAUGGCCCAGUCAACAAGCUUAAUGAAACUGAAAAUGCUCAGCCGGGAAUCAUGGCCACUUCGAUCAUGAUAUUGCGCGUGCUGGAAAAGGAGUACGGCCUCAGAACAGACGAGAAGAUUGAUGUCACACUGGGACACAGCUUGGGCGAAUAUGCAGCUUUGGUUGUGGCUGGCUAUUUGGAAUAUCCUUUCGCUCUACGGAUGGUGCGCCGUCGGGCUGAAAUCAUGGCUGAAUGUACUCGGCAGGCAGCACAAGAGUCCGGCAGCACCUACGGCAUGAUGGCACUUGUCUGUGAACCAGAACGCCUGGAAUCUCUCAUUGCAACCAUUCACCAGUUUCUCCAACCUGGGGCGGGCUCGAAAGUUGACUCACACGAGGUGCCAGCAAUUGAUCAGGUGCUCAUUGCAAACAUCAACUCGAAGAAUCAAAUUGUGCUUAGCGGCAGCUUCGAACGUAUCAAGCAACUACUUGUCCAGAUCCGGGAAUUUGGUGGUCAUGAUCCUCGUGCCGUCGAGAUUAAGAGCAACAGUCCUUUCCACAGCCCUAUCAUGAUCCCCGCUAUGGCGUACAUGAGAAAGAUUUUACGUGAUGGUCCGGUCAAGUUCCCAGCAAACAUGCCAUGUAUAUCAAAUGUAUCUGGUCUACCUUUCAGGUCCAAGGACGAUCUCAAGGAUCUGCUCUCUCGACAAGCGGUAGAGACAGUCAGAUGGUGGGACAGCAUCAAAUACCUAGAUCAAACUGCGAAAGUUAAACGUUGGCUCGGUGUUGGACCCGGCAAGGUCGGCAGAAAUCUUGUGGGCAAGGAGGUUGGCCGUAGCUUCGCCAAGGGAGGUGGUGUGUGGGCUAUUUCCGAUCCUCGAGAAGUGGAACCAACUCUCCGUGCUUUGGAAGAAACCGAGGCGGAAGAUAUCUCAUCAUUCUGA
Molecule: messenger RNA, 1167 nt
Organism: Endocarpon pusillum Z07020
Lineage: Eukaryota; Fungi; Ascomycota; Eurotiomycetes; Verrucariales; Verrucariaceae
Exons: 1
Coding region: 1-1167 (388 amino acids)
Biological process (GO): fatty acid biosynthetic process
Cellular component (GO): mitochondrion
Molecular function (GO): [acyl-carrier-protein] S-malonyltransferase activity
Source: RefSeq, a predicted model, not a curated record